This is a messenger RNA of Amoebophrya sp. A25, 1294 nucleotides long. NCBI's taxonomy places the organism in Eukaryota, Dinophyceae, Syndiniales, Amoebophryaceae. The record is from the annotation of a GenBank genome assembly.
GCAAGGUGGUGGGGCGACGCCAGCAGGUUUGAAUACUUCCGGUUUCGCUAGUACCACCCUCCCUCUCCCUCCAGCAGGCAGCGGCGGUGGCGCGACCCCAAGCAGUGGAGUAAUGGUUCUCACUGCUCAGCAAGUAGGAAAAGUUGCCGAGCACGCUGCUGCGCAUAGGCAACAGAUUCAGCAGAGACUCGCUAAUGUGUCUGCGCAAUUGUUGCAGCAGCAACUUGCGCAGCAGCAGUUGGCGCAGCAGCACCAAUUGUUGAGCGCGAUGCCAGGUCCAAUUGUGCCUGCUCCGGCAGCAGCCAAUGCCGCAAUGCUCCUGCAGGUUGCGGCUCAGAACGCUGUGCUGCAGAACAACAUCAACAUCUUGACAGCGACGCAGCAGCAACUGGCGGCGCAGCACCAGAUUGCGGCGAACGCGCAGAUCGCAGCCUCAAACGCACACGCAGCGGCCAGCAAAAAUGGCCAAUUUCAGAUACUGACGUCUCAACCAGGGUCCUCAGCGAGCUCUUCAAGAGCGGAGCAAACUCCUAGUGGCGCAGCUACUACGACGAAUACGAAUGCAAUUACCACAGCUGGCGCUGGCGGAGCAUUUGGCGGUGCUGGCGGAGCAGGAGAACCUUCUGCUGCUACCUCCUCUACUACUCUCCCGACGAAAGCAGACGUCGCACCAGCAGCGUCAAGUAGUUCUGCUACAGGGAAUAAUAAGACUUCGAGUUCUUCCACUGGCGGUGCCCGACAACAAGACAACAUGACCUCUACCCUUGGUGGUUUCCGGCGAGAGGACAAGGGCAAUCCGUGGAGCAACAAGGCUGAGUUCGCGCCAUUGAUGAAACUGCUUAGAAGGUACAGCGCGAACAAAUUCCUAGACGAUCCACCGCGUGGGCAAAAGAUUCAGCCACAUGAAAACGCCGCUGCGGAAGUUGCGAAGCGUGUCCUCAAACUCGCGCAGACCCAGACACAGGGAAAUGCCAAGGCAGCUAAUGCGGUGGUACAAGAAGUCAUGAGCAGCAGUAGUUCUGCUCCAGGAGCAGCACACCAACUUGAUCCAGCAGUAGUUUCGGAGAAAUUCGAGCAGCAUUUGCUGUUGAGCAAUACGGUGUUUUCUGAAGUGGGCGACUUCCUACUACAUGACGCUGUGAUGGACGCGGUCAAUAUCAGGAGAAAUCCAGGUGGCCUAGAUGGUGAACAACUUCUAGUCUUGAAGAAGAAGGCAAAAGACAAAGAAAAGAAGACGAAACGGGCACCGAAUAUUUGGGAAUUGCUGGAUGGGAGUACGCCGACUGAUGAGUGA